AAAACAACAAAAACAACCAAAAUGGAAUAUAUCGGAACCGCUGUUGCAGCUACAGUUGGUGCUGGUGCGGCGGUAGUUGCUGUGCCUGCCAUUAUCGGAGCUGCAGGUUUCACGGCAGCUGGAAUUACAGCUGGCUCCUAUGCUGCCUCGAUGAUGUCAGCAGCUGCAGUGGCCAGUGGAGGCGGGGUCACUGCUGGUAGCUUGGUGGCCGGUCUGCAAUCUGUUGGAGCUGCAGGGCUGUCCGGUGCUGCCUCUGCAGUGGUGGCCAGUGUGGGAGGGGCUGCUGGAGCAGUUGUGUCAUCACUGGUUAGCAACUGCACAGGGGCUGUUUAAUCACCAUGUCACCUGAUUACACACUUUGUCAUGAUAUCCAUGUAGUUACCGUUUCUACCACUUUAAUGAUCAAUUUGUUUUUGUUCUUCCCCCUUUUCCUAACUCAUUGUAUUUACUGUGUCUUAG
Megalops cyprinoides (Indo-Pacific tarpon) is the source of this 459-nucleotide messenger RNA. RefSeq names its product interferon alpha-inducible protein 27-like protein 2. Gene Ontology annotation, biological process: apoptotic signaling pathway. Gene Ontology annotation, cellular component: membrane; mitochondrion. The record is from RefSeq and is a predicted model, not a curated record. Bases 22 to 333 code for a protein of 103 amino acids. NCBI's taxonomy places the organism in Eukaryota, Metazoa, Chordata, Actinopteri, Elopiformes, Megalopidae. The transcript has 4 exons.